UGUUGAUGAUAAGGCGCAGGUAUAAAUUCGAGGCAAACCUAAUAAUUCAAAACGUAAUACUGCUUCUUCUACCGUAAAUUAUCUUUUGGAACAAUAUUAAUCUCGUUUCAUUUUGAAAUAAAAGGCGUCCAAAUGAUACUUUCGGUCCUUACGAUACUAUUUUUAUUUACAGUAGUUUGUUGCGAGGAAAUGACUUUAAAUGAAAUUGGUGAAUUUAUCACUAACGGAAUGGAUAAAAAGGUAGAUCCAUGUAACAAUUUUUAUAAUCAUGUUUGUGGUAAUUGGGAAAAUUAUUGGACCAAUAAAUUAGUUUGGAAUGUGAUGGAAAUGAGUAAACAAUAUCUAAUUCAAAAAAUGAAAGAUGUUCUAGAAAGCAGUGAUAUUAAUGAGGAUAAUGUAAAACUAAUUAUGGAAAAGAAAUAUUAUGAGGCUUGCAUGGAUACAAAUUAUUCUCUUGUUGAAGGAAGUAAUUUCUAUGUGAAUUUAGUAACAAAGAGUGACAGAUUUAAUUUAAAUUGGAAAAGACUGGUUGAAUAUUAUGCAGAAAAAAUUGGUGAAACUUUUCUUUUUCAUAUUAUGCUAGACGAAAGUAAGGAAUUCAGUAUUGUUAGACCCUAUAUGUCUAAAACAAACCAUGUACCAUAUGAAAUGUUGGACUUUCAAGAUAUAGAUUUAUUCUUUAAAAUUCGUUUUGGCAUUCAGCACGGGUCGAAUAAUAAAUUCAGAGAACCAUUAUUACGAUUUAUACAGGAUAUUAAUGAGAUCGUUAAUGAAGGAGAAUCAUCUGAACGUUAUUUAAUCUCUGGAGAUGUUUUGAAAGUACAAAAAAUAUACGAAUCUCGUUGCUCAUCAUUAAGUCCUAAAUCAGAGAUAAAUUGGCUUAAAUUUCUUCAAAUACUUGCUGGUCGUAAUGGAAAGUUUGUAAGACCAUCAUUUAAAAUAAAAAUUGAUGAGGAUUAUUUAAGUCAAUUAUGUGAAAUCAUAAGUAGAACAUCAGACGAGAUAAUUUAUAUAUAUUUGCAUUACAAUUUUGAAUUUGAUGACAAGGUAUUGUUUUAUACUAACAUCAAGAAUACAAUGACAUCUUUUAAGAGCUACAAAUUUCUAAAAAGAAAAACAUUUCAUAAUAGAUCUGAAAAAUGUUUAAAUGAUUUACCAUUAACCUCAGGAGUUAAUAAUGAAAUAAUGAAUAGUGAGGAAUUUCAGGAACGAAAGAGUACUGUCAUGAGAAUAUUUAACUAUUUGAAACCCUUAUUACGAGAAGAAAUUUUAAAUAGUUGGCUCGAAGAUGGUGCAAAAGAGGUUGAAGUAAAGGAAGUAGAGAAAAUAAUACUCAAAAUAACAGAUAUAAUUGAAAUUGAUUUCCAUUUUAUGUUAGAGACAAAAUUAAUGUCAUAUGAUUUUGAAAUUACACCAAUUGGUCUUCAAAAUUUUAUUAAUUUCAAAAAGGCUGAGAUAGUGAAUAUAUUUGAAUUUUCUCUAGAGAAGCAGGAUGGGGAAAGUGGUAAUAGUAGAAGGACAAAGAGAGGAAUCUAUUUAAACGCAGUUUUCACCGGCACUGAAAAUAAAGUUUUGUUGACUCCAGCACUUUUGUUUACACCCUUCUUUAAUAAGGAUGCACCAAUGGCCUACAAUAUUGCAAAUUUAGGAGUUCUACUUGGACAUGAAAUGUCUCAUUCAGUAGAUAUUUCAUCUCUUACAUUUAUGUACGAAUCUUCAUGGAUAGAGAAUAAUUCAUACACUGCAAAAAUAUUUGAUGAAAAAAAAAGUUGUCUCGUGAAUCAGUUUAAUAAUUUAAAGGAAGAUGGUACGUUUACCUUGAAUGAAAAUUUUGCAGAUGUACUAGGAUUAAAAUUGGCAUUUGAAGCGAUGAGACGAGUAAUUGAUGACGAUCCAUCGUUAGGAGAUCUAACACUGCCGGGUUUCGAAGAAUGGAAUGCAAAGCAAUUAUUCUUCAUUACCUAUGCUAACCAAUUUUGUGAAAAAAAUGUAGAUUACUUUCUGUCAAUUCAUUCAUCAGACGAAGCAAGAGUCAUUGGUCCUUUACAGAAUUCGAAGGCUUUUGCAGAAGCAUUUAAUUGCAAAGAAGGUCAACAUAUGAAUCCAGUAGAUAAAUGCGACUUCUGGGAGGCUCCAAUUCCUUAGUUCAUUGUUUAUGCUUCUAAUUUCCAAUAAUUAGAAUGAAUUUUCCUUUACAAAAAUUGUAGAGAAAAGAAUAUUAACUACGAUAACAGAUAUUUUAUUGUCUUUAACAAAAAUAUUUUAUACAAUGUUAAAAAAAAUUAUAAAUAA
Messenger RNA from Leptopilina heterotoma, 2292 nucleotides. Its product is annotated as membrane metallo-endopeptidase-like 1. NCBI's taxonomy places the organism in Eukaryota, Metazoa, Arthropoda, Insecta, Hymenoptera, Figitidae. The record is from RefSeq and is a predicted model, not a curated record. Gene Ontology annotation, molecular function: metalloendopeptidase activity. Gene Ontology annotation, biological process: protein processing. Gene Ontology annotation, cellular component: plasma membrane. The transcript is spliced from 18 exons. The coding region runs from base 133 to 2145 and encodes 670 amino acids.